AUGGAAAAAGAUGAAGAUGAAAGAUCAUGGUGGAAUAAGGUUGGAUUACGAGGAAGACGAGGAGCAAUCGGCAAUAUUAUGACUAUUAUCAGUGUUGAUGUGGUUGGACCGUCCAGGUGGACAAUCAACGGCAUAAGCUUUACGUUAAGCAAUGAUGGUGGAU
This is a messenger RNA of Paraglomus occultum, 163 nucleotides long. The record is from the annotation of a GenBank genome assembly. NCBI's taxonomy places the organism in Eukaryota, Fungi, Glomeromycota, Glomeromycetes, Paraglomerales, Paraglomeraceae.